This is a messenger RNA of Polyodon spathula (Mississippi paddlefish), 1077 nucleotides long. RefSeq names its product homeobox protein ARX-like. The record is from RefSeq and is a predicted model, not a curated record. The coding region runs from base 108 to 962 and encodes 284 amino acids. Gene Ontology annotation, biological process: regulation of transcription by RNA polymerase II. NCBI's taxonomy places the organism in Eukaryota, Metazoa, Chordata, Actinopteri, Acipenseriformes, Polyodontidae. The transcript has 4 exons. Gene Ontology annotation, molecular function: DNA-binding transcription factor activity, RNA polymerase II-specific; RNA polymerase II transcription regulatory region sequence-specific DNA binding.
UCACUUCUGUUGAGACAAGGGGCCGCCAGUCAGAAGUGAAGCUGCUGUCCGCUCCACUGGACCCGCUGAAAGAACCCGGCUCGCAGGCAGCGAGUAUCAUACACGCGAUGGAGACACUUUACUCCAAUUAUAUCAAAUCCCAUCACAUCUGCGAUCCGGGAAACGUCCCAGCCCAGGAGCAUCUGCAGCACGCAAGUACCCGGGGCGAGCGAGAGGUAGAAACGGGUGUGAAAACAGAAGACAAGCCCGGUGAAAGACUGCCGGAGGACGCGAGGAGGGCGCGCCUGGAGCAGAAGUGCGCUUCUCCGGGUCAAGUUGACGGGACCUGCUUGAAAAGAAAGCAGCGCCGGUACAGAACCACAUUCACGAACUUCCAGUUAGAGGAGUUGGAGAGAGCGUUCAGGAAAUCUCACUACCCAGAUGUGUUCUCAAGGGAAGAAGUAGCAUUGCGUCUUGAUUUAACAGAAGCCCGUGUGCAGGUUUGGUUUCAGAACCGCAGAGCUAAAUGGCGGAAGAGUGAAAAGGCUGCCGUUCUCAGUAACGAUCCCAGCUUAGCCAUGGCGAGCCCCCUUAGUGUGUAUCUGGACCUUCCCCUGAACCAGCCCUUGUCUCUGGACCUCGCUUGGAGAUCCACCCAUAUCCCGGUACUCGAGCUCCCCCCCUCCCCCACGGCUCCAGUCUUUACCCCCACUGCUGUGGGAAACCUGGGCCUCGGAGCGCUGACCUGGGCCUCCUUCCUGAGACAUCCUCUCCUCAACCCACAUUUCAACAGAUUCUUCACAGCAGUAAGCCCUCUGAUGGGCACGCCCUCACUGCUCAUGAAAUCCCCCGGACAGUCCUUCCAGCCCGCUUCCCUUGUCAUGAAGGACCCCAUGACCAGUGAAAGAAAAACCUCCAGCAUUGCGGAGCUGAGACUACAAGCGAAGGAGCACUCUGCACACAUGCCACCGCAAGAUACCUAGCCAUCAGAGACUACUGUGUUGUGCCUGGAGAACCCUGACAAACGCUACCCUGCCCAAGCAAUGGCAUGUGUGAAGCAGCAGCCCAGGGGAAGGCAGGUGGGUUCUGUUACUUGCA